AACAAAAAUAUUAAAAUACAGAAUUGGCUGAUUAUUAAAACCGAUUAAUCGGGGGAAAUGGCCGAUUACCGAUUACUUACCGAUUAAUCAGUGCAUCCUUAGUAAUCAUUAUAUUAAUAUCCUAAGGAGACUGUCUGUCUGUCGCAGCAUCAACCUUUGAACGAAGUGUCUAAUUACUUGUUUAAGCUGGCACGUGUUUGUUAAGCCUCGUUUCCUUCAUUGGCUUAAUUAUCUGCUGCCACAUGUUUUAUGUGGUUUACUUCAUGUUUAUACACCCAUCGUGAUGCACUUAAGAGACAGGAAUACAGACACUUACUCUGAAUACUUUAUUUGGGGUCCUAUUUGGACUGGGCAAUCUCCACUCUUAUACAUUAGUCAGGUCCCUCUCACUCUGGUGUUGCCAGAUCUUCCCGUAACAGAAGUGUUUCACAAUUGCAUGAAAUCUAACCAAAAAUGCUAUAAUUCAGGCUCCAUCUUAGGUUUUACUGUAUAAAUUUUGUCUGUUUGAACAAUUAAAUCAUUUUGAAAAUAUUAAAAUUUAUAUAUAAAUGUUUGAAUAUUUUGAAAAUAAUCAUUAUUAUUUUGUAGGUGAACUUGGCUGGGAGCUUUAUCAUAAGAAAGAAGAUACUAGCAAAUUAUAUUCUGCUUUAUUGGAAGCAGGGAAACAACAUGGAAUAGGAAAUUUUGGAACAUAUGCUCUAAAUUCCUUAAGGUUAGAAAAAGGCUUUAGAAUGUGGGGAGCUGAGAUGAAUAUGGAUUGCAAUCCUUAUGAAGCGGGACUGGACUUCUUUAUUAAACCACAUAAGUCGUCCGAUUUUGUCGGUAAAAGGUCUCUACACAAAAUUAUGAGUAACGGUUUAACAAGAAAACUUGCUCUUCUAAAAAUCGAUACCGAAGAUGUAGAUCCGGAAGGAAAUGAAUCAGUUUGGUUUUGUGGAAAGAUAAUUGGAAAUACUACUUCUGGAGCAUUUGGUUAUCAAAUCAAUCAUGGUAUUGCUUUUGCUUAUCUUCCAAUUUACCUCAAUAUGCCUGGAGCAGAAGUCCAAGUGGAACUUCUUGGAAAAUUAACUAAUGCCACCGUUCUUUCGGGUCCACCAGUUCAAAUAGAAGCUCUUAGAAACAAGAAACAAAAAAAAACUAGCAUUUAGGUUAACAUUUUUUAAGCUGAUUAUUUUUUAAUUAUAUUAUAUUAUAUACACAAAUAAUUUAAAUUAGCUAAUAAAGUGCAGAUUAAAGCAUCUAAAAUUAUUGUAAUAUAUGAAAAUUUGUGAACUUAUACAGUAGUUAGUUGAUUGCUCAUUUUCUCAUAAAAAUAAUCUUUAAGCACAUUCAAUAACAAUUUAAGUGCUUCUAUCAAAUUCCUCCUCUUCAUGCACUUUGCUUUCUCAAUUUCUAUUUUUUUAUAAUAUAAAAGAAAUAUUUGUCUAACUUACAUUAAAAAAAUGCUUUGAUUCUGUACUAUUCACACAUCAAUCAGAUUAAUUAAUUAAUCAAUAAAAAAGACUAAAAAUU
Molecule: messenger RNA, 1512 nt
Organism: Centruroides sculpturatus (bark scorpion)
Lineage: Eukaryota; Metazoa; Arthropoda; Arachnida; Scorpiones; Buthidae
Product: dimethylglycine dehydrogenase, mitochondrial-like
Exons: 3
Coding region: 549-1148 (199 amino acids)
Cellular component (GO): mitochondrion
Molecular function (GO): protein binding
Source: RefSeq, a predicted model, not a curated record